AUGGGGUCUAGUGAAGCUGUUGUUGAGGAAUUUAAGUCCUGUAUGAUGAGACAAUUUGAGAUGACAGAUUUGGGUUUAUUGCAUUAUUUUCUUGGGCUUGAGGUCAAUCAAAGUGCUAAUGGCAUUUUUAUUUCACAAAGUAAAUAUGCUGCUGAUUUGCUAAAGAGGUUUAAGAUGAUGAAUUGUAAACCAGCUUCGACUCCCAUGAACGUGAAUGAGUCACUUAAAGCUAAUGAUGGUACUGGCUCAGCAAGUUCAAAGUACUUCAGGAGCAUGAUUGGAGGUCUGAACUAUUUAUCUCACACAAGGCCAGAUAUAGCAUUCUCUGUCAGUGUGGUUUCAAGAUUUAUGCAUAGCCCAUCUAUGCAUCAUCUCGGUGCAGCAAAAACAAUUCUUUGUUAUAUUGUUGGAACAGUAGACUUUGGGAUUUGGUACUCGAGAGUAUCAAAUUUUAAGCUAUGUGGUUUUACUGACAGUGACUGGGCAAGUUGUUUAGAUGGCGGAAAGAGUACUUCGGGUCAUGUUUUCUCCCUUGGAUCUGGUGUUAUCUCAUGGAGUUCAAAGAAGCAAGAGAUUGUGACAUUGUCAUCUUCUGAAGCAGAAUAUGUAGCUGCAACUGCUGCUGUUUGUCAGGCUAUUUGGUUGAGGAGGUUGUUAACUGAUUUCUAUCAAAUUCAAGAAGGUGCAACUCAAGUUUUUUGUGACAACAGGGCAACAAUUAGCAUGGCCAGAAAUCCAGCCUUUCAUAGCAGGACAAAGCAUAUUGAUAUUCGAUAUCAUUUCAUUCGAAAUCUGGUUGUUGAAGGAACAAUUGAAAUGUAA
This is a messenger RNA of Asparagus officinalis (garden asparagus), 822 nucleotides long. RefSeq lists its product as uncharacterized. The record is from RefSeq and is a predicted model, not a curated record. Lineage: Eukaryota; Viridiplantae; Streptophyta; Magnoliopsida; Asparagales; Asparagaceae. Bases 1 to 822 code for a protein of 273 amino acids. The transcript has a single exon.